This is a messenger RNA of Momordica charantia (bitter melon), 609 nucleotides long. NCBI's taxonomy places the organism in Eukaryota, Viridiplantae, Streptophyta, Magnoliopsida, Cucurbitales, Cucurbitaceae. The record is from RefSeq and is a predicted model, not a curated record.
AUGGUACUGCCUGACGGUGGCGGUGGCGGUGCUGCAAGCGGCGGCGCGUUAUGUACGCGACCCGUCGCGGGAAAGAAUGUAAAGGAAGAGAAGGUGGAUGAGUACGAGCUUCGUCGCAAUAACAAUGGUAAUAGUACCAAUGAUGUGAUUAUAUUUGGUGGGUCUGCUUCUUCUUCUUGUUCGUCGGAUGGCUUGCUGAAAAGUCGUGUGGAUUCGAUUCCGGCUUCGAAGAAAGUUAAACAGGACACACCGGAGGGCAAAAUGGUGUUAAUUAAAGAGGAAAGCACGGUGGCAAUGGACGACAGUGGAGCUUCAGAUUGCGGCGGUGAUGGUGGCUGUAAUGGUUCUGCCUCGUCGACUUCAUCGGCUUCUUUGGCGAAACCGAUGGAGGGAUUGCACGAGGUGGGGCCACCGCCGUUUCUGAGGAAGACGUUUGAGAUGGUGGAGGAUCCGGAAACCGACCUGGUUGUAUCAUGGAGCGAAGCUCGUAACAGCUUCAUUGUUUGGGAUUCUCAUGAACUGUCCAAAAGUCUUCUGCCAAAGUACUUCAAGCACUGCAAUUUCUCCAGCUUCAUCCGCCAGCUUAAUACUUAUGUGAGUAUAAGAUAA